AUUCUACCCCGGGCCGCAUCACAGUCCACACUCGACAUUUCAUCGCAAGUCGUCCAGAAGUCUCUCUUGCCCAUCCACCGACAAAGACAUUGCUUGCAAGCCAGGAGAGGUGCAUCGAAGGUGUUGCUGGGAGCAGUCGGGCGGGGAGCAGCAUUCAACUGCAUAGAUAGUUUAAUCUCUCUGAGUUUGCGAGUGCGGAGAUUUCAGCGCGCUUUCACCCCGAACGGCAAACGUCCCUGCGAAUCACGAUGCAGCAAACCCCGGUUCAGCAGCAAUAUCAAGGCCAGCAGCCCCAAGCGGUGGCGAUUCCUCCCGUCGGAAUACCCGCCGUGAUGUCGGCCACCCCGGGGUCCAUGAACAUGGGUACCCCGGGCACUGUCUUGCCGAACGGUCAGUUCGUUCCCAACGCGACGCCCGCCCAGAUGAGUGUCCUGCCAAACGGCCAGGUGAUGGCACCCUCCGCCGCCGGCGGCAUGACGGCAGCGGCGGCUGGGUUUCCGGUCCACACCCAGCCCCCGGGGGUGGAGCCUAACUUGGGGCCGGUGAUCACGCGAGAACAGCAGCAGGUUGUGGGGGUGCCGCCGGGGAUGACUCGAGAAAGCAUGGCACCUGGGUACGACCCGCGGCUCAAGAAGCAGAGAAGGGUGUUCGAUCCUCGGUACUCCUUCAAGGAUUCCUUCGGGAACAGCAGAAACAGGAGCUGCUGCACAGUAUCCUAGCUGCGUUGUCUGCACAAUAUCCUUGCUGCUUCUUUGUAGGUAAUCACAAUAUCUCGGCUGCUUGGUAACGAGCGUUCAGUUUUUGAGGGCGGGCGGGGGGGUAGGGGGGUUGUCGACGAGGGGCAGAUUGUUUGGGCCGGAGCCGGGCGAGGGCGACCUCAUGAGCAUCUGAUUCGCCCCGUUGUGCGUGGCGGCAGCUAAGAUACUUUGCAUAGUUUGGUAGUAUCGAGAGGUACGAAGUGCUUCGAGUUUGGGUUUCCAGUUAGGGUUUCCAGUGCUUUGCAUGGUGAACGUCAGUGUUUUAUGUUUGGAUGCGUUCAAGCGUUGAGGCGUGAGGACUACCCUCCAUCUCUGCAGAAAGCAUAUUUCCGGUGCUUUCUCCAGAUACACAUUAUUUUGUGUUGGAACAAGAAGGACAUGACUGCCUGUACUGGUCGUUACGGCACCAACUCCGACAGAAUGAAGGCAGUGUACCAGAUGAAAGUACCUUAUGAAGACCUUCAGUAGUAAGCCACAGAUGUGUUGUAUGUGGGCACUUCUCAUGUUGAGGAGAGAAUAGUAACUCGCUGUGUGUAUGAAGCCCGAGAAUUUUCGCCCCCAGUUUGGAAUGAUGUCGGGGGUUUCCGUAGUAGCGUUGGUAGGUUGGGAUGCUUUGACAGGUUGAUCGACGACUUCCGCACCAGGUAUACUUGAUGGCGGAGCUGGCUUGUACGCGCACUACGUGGCAGUGCACGGCAACGCGCUUGAUAUUUGACAGUGGCCAUUUGUUGAAGGAAGGUUGCAAGUGUGGUGAUGGGUAUUUUGUUUACAUGAUACGUAAGACCUUCGUGGAUUUUUAUUUCGCGGGUUAAAUAAGUGUACGCGAGCACCGUGUGUUUGAUCUAGUACCGUGUGUGUGAUGAAAACGUAAACAUCACAGCAGGCCCAUCUUAUCGUAGAGAUGUGAAAUUCGUCUUGUCUUCGUUGGAACGCAGCGACACCGCCGUGUGUUAGGCUGUCGUAUCGUGGCCUAUUGGCUGUCCUCCAGGCUCUUGUGUAGUCCCUUGCAAGGCGGUGGCGUAGGGUAUGUGUGGUCUGGGGGGUACAGGUAGUAGGUAAGUCGAGCACAUGCGAGGGAAAGGGAAGGAGCGAGUGUCCGAAUUGCCAACUGUACUUGCGUAUGGUGCAAACGGGAGAACAUCGAGAACUUUUACCGCUCGAAAGCGGCGACGAUGUGUAGGUUUGGCAGCAUGCUCUUACGAUUGAAUGCAAACACGUUUCCUUGGCUGAAGACUGGACAUUGGUCUACUGCAGGUACUGCAGUUUAUCUCACGUGAUCAUUUUGAG
Ectocarpus sp. CCAP 1310/34 is the source of this 2045-nucleotide messenger RNA. NCBI's taxonomy places the organism in Eukaryota, Phaeophyceae, Ectocarpales, Ectocarpaceae. The record is from the annotation of a GenBank genome assembly.